Messenger RNA from Sorex araneus (European shrew), 3837 nucleotides. RefSeq names its product calcium binding tyrosine phosphorylation regulated (gene CABYR). The transcript has 5 exons. Gene Ontology annotation, molecular function: calcium ion binding. Gene Ontology annotation, cellular component: cytoplasm; sperm fibrous sheath. NCBI's taxonomy places the organism in Eukaryota, Metazoa, Chordata, Mammalia, Eulipotyphla, Soricidae. Bases 1136 to 3661 code for a protein of 841 amino acids. The record is from RefSeq and is a predicted model, not a curated record. Gene Ontology annotation, biological process: sperm capacitation.
UUGUAUGUACACGGAACACACUUUUAUAAUUAGACACAGUUGGAGGCUUGGUCUGAUAACAAUGUGAUAAACACCUCUGUGGAUAGUAUACUUAAAAAUUGUUCCAUUAUUGGGAGAGGUACCCUUUUAUUGUAGCAUAUCAUGGCUAAAAGUAUUUGAAUAAUUGUUACUAUCAGAUGUCAAAGAAAAUUAGAAUACUUAUUGUCAGAUAUUAUGAGUCAAUUAUUUAUAAAAUUUGCACCUUUGUUUCUCCCAACUUAAUGUGCACUUCUGAUUUUUAAAAUGCAAUUUAUUUUGAUGUAUGUAUAUGUGCAAACAAAUUCACAUGGGGUUUUUGUGUGCAUAAAUUUUCCUAGUUAUAUGCAUCCUUGAGGAAAAGUGGCAAGUUUCAAAUAUUGCCUUGAACCUAUGAAGAUAUGCAUAUACACGGUAAUGUGCUAUUUAGUAUUCCUUACAUAAUUUUUUAUUGGCAGGUUUUGUAGGAAAAAAAUCUCAUUCCUCUCAAAGGAAGAGACUUAAAAGUUGGGAAGAAGACAUCCAGAAAGAGAAAAGCGAGCAAGAAAAUAGAAAGUUGCUCCAUCAAAAAUGUGUUCUUCCCAAAAUGUGAUUAAAAAAAUUGAGCACACAAUAUAUAUCACUUUGUGGUGAAAAGGGACAGGGGAACUAAACUUUAUCAACUAGUUGACUGGACAUAAAAUAGAAAUGACACUUGCAACCCAAGUGACAUUUGGGUUCCAUUUAAUUUCACCCAAGAGCCACCGUACUCAGCUUGUGGUUCAGGUGGGUUCUACGGCAAGACUUAGGAAAGCCAUUUUACUGAGGGGCUGAUUCCAGUGUAGGUAGCCUAAAUGAAAGAAACAUUGCCUCAGGGAGAGUCAAAACAUUUUAUAGACCAAAGUUAUACUCCAUCAGUGCAUAUAUCAUGGGGCAAUAGAGGAAAUGCUUCUAACCCACUGAUUUCUAAAGGAUAUUUCUCAGCUGAGUUACCAAGAAGGAGGUUGUCUGGUGAAAAUGACUGGAGGAAUGUCUGGUACCUUGAACUGAUGAGCAAAGGAAUGGAGGUGACUAGGAGCAGCUGUAUCCCAGCCCAGAGUCAAAUGGAAACCAAAAGUUGAGAUAAAGACAUCCUGCCAAAAUGAUUUCUUCAAAGCCCAGACUUGUCAUACCUUAUGGCCUCAAGACUCUGCUGGAGGGAGUAAGCAGAGCUGUCCUCAAAGUCAACCCAUCAAACAUCAACCAGUUUGCAGCAAGUUAUUUUAAAGAACUUAUUGUGUUUAGAGAAGAGAAUGGGUGUCUGGACAUAAAAGAUCUGAUUAAACUAUUUCAUCAGCUUAAAGUAGAGAAAUGGUCAGAAGGAGUGACACAAGAGAAGAAAACAGAAUGUGUGAAAGAGUCAGAACAAACACCUUUAAUUUGUGAAGAACCUAAACGGAUGGAAAAAUCUACGGACACAGCAGAGGACAAUAUAUCUGCAACAUCACUUAACAACAAAACUACUCAGUUCCCGUCAUUUCAUGUUCCACCCCAAGAUGAGGAGACAACUGAAGCAAUCUGUGGUCCUUCAAAACCAGCCACCCCGAAGAGUUCCACCCCACCUUCCUCGCCAUCUCCAGAAGUGGCUUAUGUGCCCGCUGAUCCAGCUCAGUUUGCUGCACAGAUGCUAGGUAAAACUUCAUCUAUUAAUCCUUGUGAAUCUGAAGUUUUAAUGGUGGAUGUGGCAACAAGUAUGUCUACCAUUUUCAAGAAGGAUUCUGAGGAUGAAAGGGUGUCUAUAAAAUAUUCUGCAGAGGUAACUGAUCAGGGUGUGGACCGAGUAUCUGUUGAAAUAGAUUUGGGUUCUAAAGCUAAAGACGAUGAGGAUAAACCACUAUCAUGCCCCUUGCAGGAUGAACAAGAACCUCCUGCUGAACCAUUACCGUGCCCCUUGCAGGAUGAACAAGAACCUCCUGCGGAACCAUUAUCGUGCCCCUUGCAGGAUGAACAAGAACUUCCUGCUGAUGAUCAAGCUCCUGAGUGUCCUUUACAGGCAAAUACAACUCUCCUCAUACAAUCUAUCUAUAAUGAUAUGCCUGUGAUAGAAAGAGUUACUCUUGUAGGGCAAAUUCCAGAGCAUAGUGUUGAAAAAGAGCAGUCACCACCAGAGGUAGAGUCUGCAGAUUCCUCAGUGCUUAAAAGGGUAGUUUCUGAAAAGUCUCUGCACCCUGAAAUGAAUACCACUGAGACAGGCAAUAGCACUUCUGAGCAGGAGGAAGCUGCAGAGGCAGCUGACUCAGGUGGAUCUGUGAGAUCAUCGAUUGUCUCCUUCCCUUCUGCUCCAGAAAAGCUUACUGCAGAAGGUCCUACUGAGCCAGAAGACCUUACUGCAGCAGGUAGUACUGAAGCAGAAGGUUCUGCAGAGCCGGAAGAACCUACUGAAGAGGAAGGUUCUGCAGAACCUGAAGACCUUACUGAAGCAGAAGGUCCUACAGAACCUGAAGACCUUACUGAAGCAGAGGGUCCUGCAGAACCCGAAGAACUUACUGAAGCAGAAGGUCCUGCAGAGCCGGAAGACCUUACUGAAGCAGAAGGUCCUGCAGAACCCGAAGAACUUACUGAAGCAGAAGGUCCUGCAGAGCCGGAAGAACUUACUGAAGCAGAAGGUCCUGCAGAACCCGAAGAACUUACUGAAGCAGAAGGUUCUGCAGAGCCGGAAGAACUUACUGAAGCAGAAGGUCCUGCAGAACCCGAAGAACUUACUGAAGCAGAAGGUUCUGCAGAGCCGGAAGAACUUACUGAAGCAGAAGGUCCUGCAGAACCCGAAGACCUUACUGAAGCAGAAGGUCCUGCAGAACCCGAAGACCUUACUGAAGCAGAAGGUCCUGCAGAGCCAGAAGAACUUACUGAAGCAGAAGGUCCUGCAGAGCCAGAAGAACCUACUGAAGCAGAAGGUCCUGCAGAGCCAGAAGACCUUACUGAAGCAGAAGGUCCUGCAGAGCCAGAAGACCUUACUGAAGCAGAAGGUCCUGCAGAACCGGAAAAGGAUAAAGCACCUGAGCAAGGUUUGGUCAAGACAGCAAUAGCAGCAAGUGAAGCAGGACAACCACCACCAUAUUCUAACAUGUGGACCCUUUAUUGUCUAACUGAUAUGAAUCAACAAAGUCGCCCGUCACCGCCACCGCCACCUGGGCCUUUCCCCCAAGCAACCCUCUAUUUAUCUAAUCCUAAGGAACCACAGUUUCUGCAGCAUCCACCGAAAGUUACUUCUCCAACCUAUGUGAUGAUGGACGACAACAAGAAGACCAAUGCCCCACCUUUCAUUUUAGUAGGUUCCAAUGUUCAGGAAGCUCAGGAUUGGAAAACGCUUCCUGGACAUCCUGUUCCACAGUCGGAAGCCUUGAAGAGAUAUGCUGCAGUCCCAGUGCCCAUUGCGGUCCCCGCAGAACACAAAUUCCAGAAACAUGUCCCUACUCCCAAGAAUGCCAGUCCGCCUACAGGCAGACCAGAGGGCCCCAGACCCCAAAGUCCAGUUUUUCUUUCUGUUGCUUUCCCAGUAGAAGAUGUAGCAAAAAAGGUUUCACAAAAAGGUACAGGAUCUGGGGAAAAACCUGCCCCCUUUGGAAGUUACGGUAUUGCUGGAGAAAUUACCGUAACUACUGCCCAUGUUCGCAGAACAGAAAGUUAAAAACUGGUAGGUAAAGCUGCCUGCCAUAGUACGUGGGUCCUAACAAACCUGAGUUUUCCACAUUUUGAUUUGUUGAACUGGAAAUUGAGAUAUUUUAAAAAAUUAAAUUGAGAUAUGCAAAGAGUUGGAGUAUAAUCCAAUUGGAUGUGGUUAUUUUCUCCAACCUGCUCACCACA